Molecule: messenger RNA, 6423 nt
Organism: Megalopta genalis
Lineage: Eukaryota; Metazoa; Arthropoda; Insecta; Hymenoptera; Halictidae
Source: RefSeq, a predicted model, not a curated record
CUUACUUGGUGGAUGAUGCUUUGCGUUACGCGGAGGACGUUGAAAGUUAAUAUCGAACAAUGAGGCUGAAACGUCGGGCGCUUGGGCGUUCCAAAAUCACUGUCCGCCAUGAACCGAAGUACCUAUCCAACAUCUUCAUGUCGCAGAAGUCCACGGCGACCUGGUGCUUCGAAUUCACCUCCUUCGCCAUCCGCUUCCAUUCCCCGAACGCACUAAUCAUCAAGCUCCUGUGGUAGAAGGACUCUGCGAUCGCGAUCCUCGUUUCACACACCGUCUCGGUCUCCGUUUUCCAGAGCACGAACAUCCUCCUGACCAGGUUGCACCUGUACCAAUCGUCCGCCUUCUUCGCGUUGCUCUUCUUCUGCUCGACGAGGGUGGACAGCGGGUCGAUCAGAUACCGGCGCAGUAGGUACCUGCGAUGAAACUGGUCCGCGACAUUGUUCAGUCUCUUUUGUCUCUCAAUCUCUCUGAGUCUGUUCUGCUCCUGUUCUCGUCGGAGUCUCCUUGCCUCAGCUGCAGCCUGCGACAAACGCACGAAAAAUCCCGAGGUGAAAUUCAUGCUCUGCUAUCGCGCCAACACCAUCCGAUCCAUCUCACUAUCUGACCUCUUGCUGCAAUCUCCUCUUCGUCUGCUCCUCCUCCAAUAGAGCAGCCUCCUCUCGCUUCUUCUGUUCCUCGAGCUUCAUCCUGCGGGUCUCCUCCGCCAGUUUUAUCCUCUCUCGCCUGGCCUUCGCACGAGCUUCCAUCCUCCACAAGAACUUGGGCGGAUCCGGCGCUUUGUGAGACACCAUCAGGCUUUCGUCCCUUGUAAGAGGAAGACACCAUCGAUUGGCUCUCAUGAAUAAUUACUGAAUAGUUACCUGUAACCAGCCUGUUGCAUCAACUGGAUCAACGUCCUUCUGGUCAUCUUCCCGCAGAGGGUCAGCGUCUCCUUAGCUAUGUCGACUGUCUCUCUCUCGGCCUUGUAAAUCUCCUUCUGUGCCUCCUUCAACUUCAGCUCCUCGAUGAUCCUUCUCUGCUCCGCCAAUUUGGCUCUCUGAUCAUCUAUGAUCCUCUUCUGGGCGAUCAGUCGGCUCUGAGCCGGUGACUCGACCACAACAGGCCUCAAAACGAUGCUCUUCUUUCUCAUGACACUGAUCUCUCUCGUGACCACAUCGUCCUCUCUGUUCCUCGAUUUCUUGGUCUUCAUCAGAUCCUUCUGACGCUCCGCGAUCGCGCUUAUAAACAGCUCGAUCUUCCGCUCGUCCGAGACUCCUGGAUCCUCUUGCAGCUUUUCAAGCAUCCUUGCGUUUCUCGCGUGUGUUCUCCAGGCGUCGAAGUACUUCCUUGUCAGCCUCAAGGUUACACUCUCUUGAAUCUUCGUCCUGAUCUCCCGCAGUCGACGUUCCUCCUCCGCGUUCUCCCGCAGAGCGUCAAAGCACUUCCUCAGGACAUCUAAACGAUACAGCUCGGUCUCGGAGCUGGGCUUAUCCGUGAUCAUCACCUUGAUGUUCCCGAAGUGCGACAAUUCUUGCUCCGUUGUCUCCGGACCCUCCUUCCUCUGUACCUUCGUUGAGGAGUCAUCCAACUCAUCAGUUUUUGGAGCAGAAUUCAUAACACUCUCCAAACUGCAGCUCCUUUCAGUGCUCUCCUCGAAAACGAGCCGCUAAGUAUUAUUUUUCUAUGAGUUGUGGAUUCAAUGGAAUGAUUAAUUUAGGACCCACCUUGCGCCGGGUCCUUCUGCAAGACCCCCAGAACUCCUCGUCGUCCGAGGGCGCGAAACUCUUUCUCUUGCAGGUGUAAGGGCCGGAGAACUUCGGCCGGGAUUUGAGCACUUCCGCCUCGAAUCUCCUCAGCUCCCUUUCCAGAUAUCGUUGCUGUUUCUUCAGGAACGACUGCGUCUCCUCCUCCUGUGCCAAUAAUCUGAGAAUUCGACGGUUUGUUUUAAUCCAUCCGGAAUGUUUUAAUUAGGUAACGUCAUACCUCUUCGCCUCCGCGAAGACCGAGCAUUUCGUGGGAGAAGCGGACAAGUCUUCGCGGAGGAUCCGAUGUCUCGCAUCCAUGAUCAAGUUCGGAUCGAGGAACGUCUUCCUCUCGUCCUGUGUCAUUCGGUGCUUCUCCGAGGGCUGGAAAAUGUCCACAUUCAUCAUCCGAUCCAUCAAAUCGGUCAGCUGGCUUGCGUGUGUCAUGGCCGGUUUAUUUUUAACGUUAUAAUUCGCGAACACGAUAUACGUAUGUAUCGAAACCGUGUACGGGUCUCGUGUUGACGCGUUGUUGUUUCGUUGUUAAGGAAAGUUAUGGAAGAUACCCCCUAUACACGCAGCUGUGCCUCCCCAACCCCAUUCAUAAGUCAGGGGGUGGAGGCAAAUGAUGGAGGACGCCAUCGGUUUGCUUCGCCCUCGGAAAUCUACCCCUCACGCUUCAUCAUUUUAUUACUGCUUGUGUAUAUGUAUUUGUUAGAAACUAGAAGAAAAUAUUUCACUCAAUAGUAACUCUAAAUGUGUCUUGCAUAAAACGAUUCUAUGCACUUUCGAAUGCAGCGAUUCUUUUACGUUUAAAUAAUUAUAUGUAGACAUUUAACAUAUGUUAUCAUAUAACACACGUUAAUUAGACUCUCGGGAAAUAUAAUUGAUAAUUGUCGACUGAUUAAUAAAUAUUAAGAAGUGAAACGGAUAUGAAUUCAAAAUUCUUUGUAAGUCGAGCUCGCUCUACUGAUCUCGUUCGACGAUUCGAAGUUUUCCCGCCGUUGCAGCGGUGCUCAGCCAGCAUUAUGAAAUUGAUAACGUCGAUUGUUGACGAGUUAGUGUGCCUGCAGCAGGUGCAUCACAUCACAGGACAAAAAGUGCGUCGUCUUCGAAAACUUAUGCAUUGAGGAUGCAGGUAACGGACGUUACGAUAUCCCUGGUGCAAGACGAAAACUAAAAUGAAUCCAAGGGGCCCUCCUGAGGGGGCCCCUGUUAGUUCCUUUGAGAUUCCAAACAUUGAGAAAGUGUCUGACACCUCGGUAAAUUGGCCUGCAGAUCAUUCCCUCCACUCGUCGGUGUGUGACCAAUCCAAAAAGAUGAGUAACAAGUUGUUAUUUUUGACUGUGGAGUACGUGGAAGAUCAGUCCAGAGAAUAUCCUCGACUAUUUCCAACUUACGAACAGGUCUCCUUCUCCCCUAGAGCUACCUCCCCGCUCUCUGAUUUCGAGCACCGUGUCAGUCCUCUUGAUCCCAAUAUGAGUUCAGCAGCUAGGUAUUCUCCUACUCCUGUACAACUUCCACCAUCUCCUUUUCAUAAUUCUGUUGUUGUUCUGCAAGGUCCAUCUUCUCCUCUAAUAUCCCCACCUGAGUCCAAUGAGAGAACCAAUGUCAACUAUGUCUCUCAGUUGAGUCAUCCAAUCGAUACACAGACUGUACAACAAACAGACAAUACACCUGACUUUGUUGCCAAUGAGAACGAGGAGCAAUUGGUUUCCAGUGUUGGCAGCGAAUUGAUUUUGAUGCAAGAGACUAAUUCUGGAUUGGAAUCCCCGGCUGCUCCAUUGAUGUUAACAGGAAUGCCUAGCACGGAUUUUACGCUGAGCAGAGACUUUCUCGUGAUGCAAGACGAUCAAAUGAACGUUAUGAAUUCGUUCAAAGCUCAAAACAUAGACGUGGACGAUACCACCUUGUCUUCUGCUGCAGAGAACUCGAAUAAAGAAAAUAAGGCGGAUACUUUGACGGUACCGAAGGAUCAGGACAUGAACGAAAUUUUGCUAAACACCGAGGAGAAAAAAGAAAGCGAAAAGCAGAAUGUCAGACGUUCCAAGCGUCGCAUAAACGAUAAGAAAAAUGCCUGCUGCGACGAAAGCGACGACGUUUGCACCGGAGACAAUUGUCCAUCGCACAACGUGUGCACCAUAGCGGAUCAACCUGUACCAGCUCGUGCUAUUGCAACACUGCCAGGAUCGUACCUCUCCAUAAAUAAGCUAUCCAGCUCUGAUAUCGUAUCGGGCGGUUCAGACUACGGAAUAUUCGCGAAACGUUAUAUACAGAAACGUACCCAAUUUGGUCCCAUAGAAGGUAUCUUGUAUCCCUACGAUGGUACCCCAUUUAAGAACGAGUUGCCGUUGCUCUAUGAAACCGAAAACGAGGAGCUACUUAAAGUAGACGUUUCGAACGAAAAUGCUUCGAAUUGGAUGCGUUUCGUCAGGCCUGCAUUGACAUACAAAGAACAGAACUUAGUAAUUUGCCAACAACGUGAUAGAAUAGUAUUUUUGACGACGAGACACAUCCUACCGAAAGAGGAACUGAAGGCUGGUCCUAGUACCGAAUACGCGAUUCGCAGGAAUUUAACAUCGUUAAAACCCGUGCAAGAGACUAAGGACGAUAAAGAUUCAAAGAGUCAAUUGUCCUGGCCGCGGCUAGAGGACAAUCAUUCUCGUCGCGUGAAAGUAUUCCACGGCAGGAACUUGAAGGAGAAAGAAAAUUCGAGGCAGAACAAUUCGAAGGAGUGGAAAUGUUUGGUUUGCGGGCUGAUCUUUCGGAAACCGGUGUUGCUUAAUAUACACAGCCUUGCUCAUGGUACGGAGAAAAUGAAAACGAAGAUACAGAACAUCACUUGCCCGCAGUGCGGACUGCGAUUCCAGAAACAAAAGGAGUUGGUCAGUCACGUUUAUCAACAUGGACGAUUGUCGGCAAAGAGAUUGGCUCAUUUGUCCACGUACAAGUGCUCAAUGUGCUACAAGCGUUUCGCCACAAAAGUACGGCUGCAACAGCACUGUUUGGUACAUGGCGCCGAAGACCAAAAACCACUGCCAUGCAACAUCUGCUUCAAACGAUUCAUGAACAAUUCGGCGUUGUCCUGUCACCUAAAAACUCACCGAGAGAACAAGCAAGUGUUCGAGUGUCCCAUGUGCCGGCAGCUGUUCAGCCAGAGUAUCACGUUGAAAGAUCACAUCGAGACUCAUAAAAAGGAGGACGGCACCUUUUGCUGUCCUUACUGCCAAAGAAUAUUUAUGAAAUAUUCCGUAAUUCGUAAGCACAUUAGAGCGCAUCAUUGCGAGAGGAAGCACAAGUGUCAGGUCUGCGCGAAACGCUUCGCCACGGUGGACAAACUGCAGAUGCACUUGCUGAAGCAUUCCGAUCACAGAGAGUUUCACUGCGCCAAUUGCGGCAAACAAUUCAAGAGGAAAGACAAACUGAAGGAACACAUGACCAAACUGCACAAUUCGCAAACAGCUACCGAGGAACAAAUGACGCAAGUUACACAGACCAAGAAAUUCGUUCCGAAGGUGAAUCCGAACGAUUACAAUCGCUUCAUUUACAAAUGUCAUCAAUGCCUGGUGGGCUUUAAACGAAGAGGAAUGCUCGUCAACCAUCUGGCGAAACGUCAUCCCGAUGUUGCACCGGAAUCUGUCCCAGAAUUGAACUUGCCGAUUUUACGACAGACAAGGGAUUAUUACUGUCAAUAUUGUGAUAAGGUCUACAAAAGCAGUAGCAAACGUAAAGCACAUAUCAUGAAGAACCAUCCGGGAGCCGCUUUACCACCGAGCAACAGACAAAAGGAGUCCGAUUACUCUGAUUUACCCAACCCAACGUUUAGCCAAACUGUCGGUAGCAUCACCACCACUCCUCAGGGUUGCCAAUGGUGCCACAAACAAUACGCUAGCAAGGCGAAGCUGUUGCAACACCAACGGAAAAAACACUCGAACCUGAUGGAACCUGCGGAUCAAGUGCCACGGUCCCGGAAUCGGCAGCCACAGAACCAGAACCAACCGCCAGUGCUUAUCGAGGAUCAUUUCGUGCUGUCAGAUUACAUCCAGGCGUGCGAUACAAGUUCCGAGUUCUUCAAACCGAAAAUAAUCAAACUGUCCGAUGAUGUUGAUCUGAUAAGCAACGGGUUGGAACUGGUCGGGCAACAGUUUGUCCGUAUGCGCGACAUACGUUGAAACGAGCCGUGGCAGCCUCGACACGGGGUCUUGUCAAUUUACUGAGAUAUGAAUCUCAUGAAAUUUGUGCACGGUAGAGGAACACUGUGCUUUUUGCUGUGGUUGCCGAAACACGGAGGCCAUCGUGGUUGGUCGGGUACGCAAUUUCGGCUCCGCAGCUUUGUCGUGGGCGCAAGUGCGAAACACUCGGCGCCCAUUUGUUGGUUGUUAGACGGUUGCCGACAACGAACGUCGUUGCGGCCUUGGGAGAAGUAUUGGAAAACUUUGUUGGAAACGGAGUAUACACGCACUAUUUUCUGGACAACAAACCUUUCAGCCUAACAGGGCAAAAAACAGAAACGAAUAACAAAAAACGAUUUAACGCCUAAUGCUACACGCACACGUACACGUACACAAAAACGGGUAAAAACACACACAUAUACACAAACACGGAGAUUUAAGACUAAAAACACAACAGGGAAACAUGUAGUUGUUGAGAUCCUUUGCUCAAGCUGUUACGAGUACAGAGCGCAAAACAAAAAACUAAGGUA